This is a messenger RNA of Topomyia yanbarensis, 3554 nucleotides long. RefSeq names its product inositol-pentakisphosphate 2-kinase (gene Ipk1). NCBI's taxonomy places the organism in Eukaryota, Metazoa, Arthropoda, Insecta, Diptera, Culicidae. The transcript has 14 exons. Gene Ontology annotation, cellular component: nucleus. Gene Ontology annotation, molecular function: inositol-1,3,4,5,6-pentakisphosphate 2-kinase activity; ATP binding. Gene Ontology annotation, biological process: inositol phosphate biosynthetic process. The coding region runs from base 1294 to 3087 and encodes 597 amino acids. The record is from RefSeq and is a predicted model, not a curated record.
CGAAACAAAAAUCGCUUCAACUCCGCUCCACUAUCAAUAAUCGUUGCAGUCAACAAAAAAACAAUCUUUAAGUGCAGUGCAGUGAUAAGAAGAAAUAUCUAUACGGAUGAAAAGGAGAAAAAUUCGACGCUUUUCCUGUGAGCUGCAGUAAUACUUUUUCAACCAGAACAGGAAGUAUACGAUAAUGUCGCAAUCGAUUAUGUGUUCACUUGUUUUGUUUAUUCGCGUGUAUAGUGUAAUUGCAAUAUUGUAAUUUUUUAAUUGCACGAUAACCUGUUUGUUUAAUCAUUACACAGGUGCAAAUGAAUGUAAUGUUGUAUUUAGUAAUCUUUCCUGUGAAUCGGUGCAGUGCAUUUUCAUCCCAUUCGUUAAUAAAAAAUUAAAAAAAAAUUUAAAUCGGGGUCCUGUGUUGUGAGUGAAGAAUAUUCCUUGAGCUUUGAUGGGAUAACCGCAUUAGUGAAGUUGCUACCUAAAUGUAUCUCCGGUCAUAUCUUGUUUGGUGCUGCUUGAAAAGUCAAAACUUCACCUUUGUUGGGCCGUAUUUUAAAAUCGAAUUGAAGUCCUACUUUAGUGAAUAAGGUUGAGUUCAACUUGUGUGAACAUAUUGUGUAAUCUACCCCGUCAGGCGUUCUGGAACCUUUCGUGAAUCGGGUCGUCAUCAAAGUUACAUAGACGAAUACCCUGGGUCCUUUGGAAAUCAUAAACACUACAUGGAAAGACCACUGAUUCAACGCCUAUCAUCACCAUCAUCAUCAUCAUCAUCAUCGGUUUAUUGAACUGUGCCGAUUCUGACAGUCCCGCGGUUGGGCGAAAACAGUAAUUGCGACGUAGAAUUCCAAGAGCGAAAAAACAGCCGACAGAACUGCUAAAAUUUCUCCACCCCGUGAUGGCGGUGCCGCCGCCCUAAGACACAAACGCACGCGCCUCGACUUGGCAAGGCGCCGCCGCCUAUUUUAGACACAUUUCUUGGAAUUGAUGGAUUGGAACGGGUAAAGGAGAAAAAAAACCUACCACGCUGUAUAAACAUGAUAUCAUCGCGGUCGCUGCUGAACACGGUCACUGGCAAUAGUGGUGGUUGCUCCGGGCUGUCAGAGAACUUAGUAAUUGUCACCAAUCAAGCUUUCCUCGGCCGCAGCAGUAGCAGCUGAUCCGCGGCCUAAUGAGGGACACAAUUCCAUCUACUCCCGGAGGUCAAACAAAGUAGCCUAAGUGAGCGGGCCCUGUGAAAGUGCAUUUCAAUUGAAACAGUUAGUGCGUUAGAUAUUGCGGGACAGCGAACUGCCAGCGACCAGCAUGGGAAAACUCAACACCAUUUAUGGCCAGUACUGUUACGAUAGUGGCACUCUGAUAAAUCGAGCUGUGACCAAAUAUUUGAGAAAUUGCGGUGCUCAAAACGAUUCCCCCGGCAGUACAUGCGGGGAUAAAAGCAGCGAUGAUGGCGGAGCUGCCCUUGAAUUUGGAAGAAUUAUCUGUUGUCGGGGAAACCGACCCGCAGAUAGAAUGAUUGAACGGAGGUCAAACGGAAAAGCGUUAGCGCGGUCGGGCGAACAACAGCGGGAUAAAGUUUCAACUUACGACAGUGAGGAGGAAGAUGAGUUCGAGGAAAACGUCGAGCUGGUUGACGAAAGUCGACUGGCCUAUCGAGCCGAGGGCAAUGCCAAUAUCGUGCUCUCCCUGGUGGACAGUCACCGAGUACUGCGGCUGCGAAAAUCAUCCGUCAGCUGUCGGGAUGGCAAAGAUUCGAAUGUCGAUCUCAAACGACUGAUCAAAUAUUCGCGGGUGAUAACGAGCCUGUUUUCGAGCCGAUACGUCCCGGAGCCGAAGUUGGGCCGCCUUGAUACGUAUGACCUGGAAACGUUUAACCAAACGUUAGCUAAAUUUCGACCCGUAACUCGAUUGGACAAGGAGAUUCGAGAACGUGAUGGUAUCCUGUAUCCCGACGUGGCAUUUUUGCCGGCAAAACUCAACUCGAUGGCGCUCCUGCAGCAGGAUUACGGACAGGAUUCCAGAAUGCUUACCUGUAAUAUGUAUUGUGUGGAAAUCAAACCAAAACAAGGAUGGUCCUUUCACGAUGAGGAUGGGUUCGCCCGACAGAUGCUAUUUGCGAACUGUGAUAAUACGAUUAUGGAACUGGCGGGGUCUGGCGUUAAAAAAUGUCGGUACUGUUUGUAUCAAUACUUGAAGUUGCAGAAAAAUUAUAUCGGGAAAGUCAGCAAAUACUGUCCUCUGGACUUGUUUUCCGGAAAACCUAUACGCAUGCUACACGCCAUCAAGGGACUCAUCGGAGCACCGCAGAACAACUUUAGGCUGUUGAAAAAUGGCCGCAUCGUUUACGACGAGAAGCAGGAGAAAUGCGUCUUCAAUCGAAUCCUAAAGGAGAUCUUCCAACGUGAUGGACGCACCAAAGAAGAGAGAAAAACCAUUUUUAUGAACUUGAUAAAGGAAACGCUGCUGAAGGAUUUCUCCGGUUACGAGGCGCAUUGUGAUCGAAAGCUGCUAACGAUUAGGAAGGAUAGGAAAAAGAAGGAUAAAAAUCUCAUUCAUCACCGUACCUGCAGUUCAAUCAAUUAUCAGUUUCUACCGGCAAAUUGUGCGCUUAAGCAAAUCCUGGACGCACAACUUUUGGUCAAGUCAAGUCUAGCUGAAAUCCGACAGGACAAGCUUCCAGUGGACUCGGACGAUUCAUUCCAAUAUGUAGACGAACUGUAUGAGAAAUAUUUAGACUGUCUUGAGGAUUGUAGCAGCGGGAACGAAGCCAGCGAGAAUGAAAUAAAAAGAACGAUCUCCGAAAGGUUGAAGAAUUUCACCGAUUUCUACCUGGACGUAGAGGGAAAAUAUCAGCUGGGUGCCACUGCACUGGAUUGUUCCAUUAUGAUAACCUUCCGACGAUUGGCCGACCGUGAAGAGGACAGGUUACCACCGACCGCUAAAGCACACAUCAUCAGUAUUGAAAACAUGAAGUUUCUUGUUAAUGUGACCAUCACCGAUCUAGACCCAAAAUCACUCAAUCAUCACAGGAAAUACAUUGAACAAUUGCGCGAUUCCAUAGGAGCAUACCGAGAGUUUACGUCUAAAAUCAGGCGCUAGCAAAUUAUACUCGUAAUAUAAAGCAAUACUAACAGUUAGUUGACAUUGUGCUGAGAUUAUGUUAACGUAAACAAACAUAGCUCGGAAAGUUUUAGAACAAUUGCUAUUUAUUAUACCACCUAUUCCUAAUAGAAACAUUUUAUGCAAGGUUUUAGUAGGUUUAAACAAAUUUUUAAUUUAUUCCCUAUAGCUGAAACAACACAAAGGCACUUUUCAUCAUGUAAACUAUUUAUACGUAAUUAAUUUAUGAUGCUAUUUAUUGACUAGUAAUUGAUCUAACAAUGAUUGCGCAAAGUUUUCUAAGAUUAAUAUUCUCGCUAUUGAUGGCUCAAAUGUUGAGAUUGACCAUAUUCGUUUGAAUUCAAUUACCAACUAGACUAAACUAGGAAACUGCCAUGACCACGUCUCUACCGACCACUGGUUUUUAACUGUUAAGUGUAAAGCUAGAAAUAUAUUUGAACAGAGAA